ACAGAGUUUCAGUCCUAGAGCCAGCCUGUGGAGUUCGCUGCAAGCUUCGCGAGAUGAUUGAGGGGAGGAGGCACUCGGUGGACAUCCCGAUUUCGAGGGCGCUGGUGGCGGUCAUGCGGUCCAGAUCUCUGAGGGACCCCGACACCAACUCGCUGGCCAAGUUCUCGGCCAAGAAGACCAUCUGGGAAGGGUGCUCCCUCGAGGAGGACGACGCGGACGCCAGCAACUACGGCAGGCACAGCUUCAGCUACAACAUGUACGACCAUGCCCAGAGGAGGAGGGAGGAGUUCGGGGCCCGGCUGGCCAACUCGCCCAUCAACAUCAUCAAGGCCAACGCGAGGGUGAAGGCGGCGCUGCACAACCAGAACUGCUGCUCUGCCAUCUCCGGGAUGUCGAGGGCGGCCAAGGACAGGGCUUUCUCUCUGGUGGUCCAAGGCGAGGAGCUCGGCCGUAGGGAGCCCCAGGAGAGCGCAAGAAGCCUGCUCCAGAAGUACCGGCCAAGGUCUUUCUCUGAGCUGGCUGGGCAGAAUGUUGUUGCGCAGUCUCUUUCGAGCGCCGUCUCGCAGGGUAAACUUGCUCCGAUCUAUCUCCUCCACGGUCCGCACGGCACUGGCAAGACAUCUGCGGCGAAAGUGUUUGCAGCGGCGCUGAAUUGCCACUCUCCAGGCGGGAACCAGCCGUGUGGGCAAUGCGAGGAAUGCGUGGCCAUAUUCUCGGGAAACAGCAGCAGUGUGGUAGAGAUUGAUGCCUCCAAACUGGAUUGCAAAUCUAGAGUUGCUGUCUUGCUCAGGAAUGCCUGCGAAGUUCCUGCUUCGUCGCACUUCAAGGUUCUUAUUGUUGAUGACUGUCAGCACAUGGAUAAGGAAGCAUGGUACUCCAUCUAUAGUAGCCUCGAAGGGAUCCCCGACAGAUCAAUAUUUGUCAUGGUAACAUCUGACAUCGAUAAGCUACCAAACAAUUCGGCUGGAUGGUGCCAGAGCUAUAGGUUCUGCAAGAUAGAUGACGCAGAGAUUGUCCGCCGGUUGAGCAAGAUUUGCACAAAAGAAGGUAUGGAGUUUGAAGCCGAAGCGCUUGAGCUUCUUGCUCGCAAGGCCAGUGGUUCCAUUCGGGAUGCAGUUCAAAUGCUUGACCAACUAACUCUGCUUGGAAAAAGAAUCAGCAAAUCCGUAACAUACGACCUAAUAGGUGAUGUCUCAGACGAGGAGUUGCUUGAUCUUCUUAAUCUGUGCAUGUCAUCGGAUGCUGCUACCAUUGUCCGGAGGGCUAGGGAGCUUUUGAGUUCAAAGGUUGAUCCCCUGCAGCUAUUAGCUCAGCUUGCAAAUCUUAUCAUGGAUAUUUUAGCUGGGAAGCACCACUCAGAUUCUUCAGAAGUUCGGAAAGUUACGGGCAAAAAUACAUCUGCUGAGGUCGACGUGCACAAACUUAGGAAUGCACUGGAAAUACUUUCUGAAACUGAAAAACAAUUGAAGACCACAAAGAACCAGUCUACAUGGCUUACUGCGGCUCUAUUACAGUUCAAUAUGAGAGAGCCUUACUGCCUAGAGGCCCUGGACGAUACUGCAGGUUCAAGCAUGUUCACAGAGAGUCAGACAGAUGAUGGGGCUGCUGUCCUGAAAGAUGAAAGCUUAGAUACCAGUUCUCAUCUUUGCUAUCAGAACAAAAUCGGCUGUCUAGACAUGAAUUUAGGAGACCCAGAUGUGCUGGAGACGAUAUGGAUGAAGGCUCUUGAAAACUGCGCAUCUAAGUCACUCCAGAGUCUGUUGCAGAAAGAUGGGAAGCUGUCAUCGCUGUACACAACCCAAGGUGUAGCAGUUGCUGAGCUACAAUUCUGUCAUCCUGAGGAUGUACCAACAUCAGAGAGCUUCUGGAUGCCACUUGUGGUCUCUCUGCAAAAUUUGCUAAAGUGCAACGUGGACAUCCGGAUCAACCUUUCUCCAAUCCCCGUCAGCAACAGGGUUGUAUCCAAGAAUUCGUCGGUCAGCCUGGUCAUGCAAUCCAGAGAAGACCAACAGGCGCGGAAUGCAGUCGCCACGGACUGCAGAACUGUAGCAUCAUCCAGAAGGGAGUGCCCCUCGCCGCCGCCGCUCCCAGGGCAGCCCAAGGAGAAAGCGUCCCACAUUCUAGGAUGCCUUCACAGUGCGGACAUCGACACUGGAGACGCCGAGUCGAGGAUCCUGAGCUAUCAGAAGAUCUCUGUCAUGCCUGAAGCGUCCACCACAGGGAAUGUCCCCUCGAAAGCCGGAGAGUACACACCAAAGGUUGAAGAAGGCAGAACUCGUCGUCGCCGUGGCUGCUUCUCGAAGAUUCUACCACGUGGUGCGUGCACCGCUUGUCGGGAGUCCAAGCUGUGCGAGAAGCACAGAGCUCAGCGGCCUCGCAAGGGUCUCUUCAGCUGCUGUUUCUGCAAGAUCAGACCAGAUUGCAGAACGAAAGCUGACGCUGUGUACAGGUCAGAAACCUAGAAGGUUUUCCAUGGUUAGCAUGUUGUAACUCAAAAGUUAGGAGGCGGGCACCGUUGAAACAAGGCUGAUAAUAGCCUAUCAUUUGGUACGGAUGUGGUUAGCCAAAUUCCUUAAACGUUACACCAAUUUAGGCGAAUCUAUGUAGUGCAGAUUGCUCCUGAGUUCUGACAGAAGAGAUGUGUAUUGUA
Messenger RNA from Lolium perenne, 2650 nucleotides. RefSeq names its product protein STICHEL-like 2. The record is from RefSeq and is a predicted model, not a curated record. Gene Ontology annotation, molecular function: ATP hydrolysis activity; DNA clamp loader activity; DNA binding. Gene Ontology annotation, cellular component: DNA polymerase III complex; DNA replication factor C complex. Lineage: Eukaryota; Viridiplantae; Streptophyta; Magnoliopsida; Poales; Poaceae. Gene Ontology annotation, biological process: DNA-templated DNA replication; DNA repair.